Messenger RNA from Rosa rugosa (rugosa rose), 2250 nucleotides. Its product is annotated as protein JINGUBANG-like. The record is from RefSeq and is a predicted model, not a curated record. Lineage: Eukaryota; Viridiplantae; Streptophyta; Magnoliopsida; Rosales; Rosaceae. Gene Ontology annotation, molecular function: protein binding. The transcript has a single exon. Bases 136 to 1686 code for a protein of 516 amino acids.
UCGAUUUUCCAAAAACGUCUUCGACCAAUUUUUUUUUUUUUUUCUGUAAACCAUCAAAUCUUCUCUCAAAACUCCAUUCUCGUAUUUCUGUCCUUCAUUUUGCUCAUUCAACACUCAACACCAAAUCGUCGUUAGAUGAGAAAGGAAAGAGGUGGAACUAUGGUGGCGGAACGUACCACAUUCCACAGACCAAAAUUCGGAGCCCUAUUGCAGUCCGACCCGAACAUACCAUCCCCAAAUACACACAAUAACAGCGGCAAAGAGCACAGCGUACGUAGCUCAGCCGUGAGCCCCGGUUACUACGACAACAACAACAACAACAACGUGCGCAGCUCAGCCACGAGCCCCGGUUAUUACGACAACAACCCCUUCAGCUCCGGCGCCAGUCCCGGGUACUACGACAACACACCUGCGAUGUCCGCGAGCCCCGCCACAACUCUCGGGUUCUACGACAACAACAACGUGCAGGGCAGCAGCGUUGGUUCAACUCCAUACGCCAUGUCGCCGUGGAACCAUGAGUCGCCGUACAACAAGUCGCCGUGGAUAGCGCCGUCGCCGUUAAACCCGUUGUUGGACGAGAGGUGCUUGCCUGAGAGCGGGCUUGUUGGGUCGUUGGUGCGAGAAGAAGGGCAUAUAUAUUCGCUAGCGGUGAGCGGAGACUUGUUGUAUACCGGGUCGGAUAGUAAGAACAUCCGGGUCUGGAAGAACUUGAAGGAUUUCACCGGGUUCAAAUCCAACAGCGGGUUGGUGAAAACCAUUGUGAUUUGCGGAGAGAAGAUAUUCACGGGUCACCAAGAUGGAAAAAUCCGUGUAUGGAAAGUUUCUCAGAAAAAGCCGAGCCUUCACAAACGGAUUGGGUCAUUGCCGGCGUUGAAAGAUUUCAUCCGGAGCUCUAUGAACCCGAAGAAUUACGUGGAGGUCAGACGCCACCGUAACGUGGUGAGGAUCAGACACUUUGACGCCGUCUCGUGUAUGAGCUUGAACGAAGAACUAGGGCUCUUAUAUUCCGGUUCAUGGGACAAGACGUUCAAGGUUUGGAGAAUUGCCGAUUCCAAGUGCUUGGAAUCUGUAUCGGCUCACGAUGACGCCGUGAACUCUGUGAUCGUCGGUUUUGAUUCGUUGGUGUUCACCGGCUCAGCGGACGGGACUGUAAAAGUGUGGAGGAGAGAGCUACAAGGAAAAGGCUCGACGCAUUUCUUGGUGCAGACAUUGCUGAAGCAAGAGAACGCGGUGACGGCAUUGGCGGUGAACCAAUCGGCGGCGAUCGUUUACUGCGGCUCGUCGGACGGGAACGUCAACUACUGGGAACGUGAGAAGCAUCUUUCGCACGGUGGGGUCCUCCGCGGCCACAGGCUCGCCGUGCUCUGCCUUGCCGCAGCCGGAAACUUGGUGUUCAGCGGCUCAGCGGACAAGAACAUUUGCGUGUGGAGAAGGGAGGUUGGCCCGGGAGGGUCCCACUCGUGCCUGUCGGUCUUGACGGGCCAUUUAGGGCCUGUCAAGUGCCUGACCGUAGAGGAAGACCGCAGCCGCGCCGAGGACAAAACCGACCAGAAAUGGAUUGUGUACAGUGGGAGCUUGGAUAGGUCGGUGAAGGUGUGGCGGGUUUCGGAGCAACCACCGGACUUGAGGAAAAUAAUGUUGUCGGAGAAGCAAGCUUCUUCUAGGAGUAACUAUUCUAACUACUAAAAGGGCGGCAAGGGAGGUUGCGGAGUACGUACAUCGAAGAUGAUGAUGCUCUUUGAUGAGGCGUGGAGAACACGCGCUGUCGCAGAAGAUGAUGUCUCUGUCUGUCCGGUGGUCCCUUCAAUAACACGCCAAAGAGCUUCAGACGAAGGUGCAGGGCACCGACCGGAGCAGCGUUGAGUGGUGGUCCUGGGAGGAGCCUUCGUAUAAAGGCUAAAAGGUACCAUGUAUAUAGUACGAACAUGGCAAUUCAGGAAGUUUAAUUUGGCCUCAAAGGGUGAUUGUAGCUUGCAUGAUGUGCUUGAAAAUGAUGCACAUGCAAAUUGGACCACAUUCUGGAUGCACUUGCCACAAAUAUGGAACUGGUUUUUGUUUUGAUUUUUUUUUUUGGGGUAAAAAAAAUGUAUUACCCAGAGUUAGUUGGAGUGCGUAAGUUUUGGUAUGUAUAGUUUCUGUGUGUGGAAUUUGGAGUUUGGAGUUUAAUUCCAAUAGAAAAUACAUGCAAAGUGGACCACAUUUUGGAAGCACUUGCCACAAAUAUGGAACUGGCCGGUUUUUGUUUUGUUU